UACAGCUCCCAGGCCUCUCCAAGCCCCUAACGCACAGGCUCAGAGCCCCAAGCCCGGAGGAGGUGGCUACAUUGUGUCUAUUGUAUCCUUUGGCUGGUGUAUUUGUACAUCUCUCGGGACGUGAAAUUGACAGUGAAAAGUAUGGCAGAUGAGCAAGAAAUCAUGUGCAAAUUGGAAAGCAUUAAAGAGAUCAGGAACAAGACCCUGCAGAUGGAGAAGAUCAAGGCUCGUUUGAAGGCGGAGUUUGAGGCACUUGAGUCAGAGGAAAGGCACCUGAAGGAAUACAAGCAGGAGAUGGACCUUCUGCUACAGGAGAAGAUGGCCCAUGUGGAGGAACUCCGACUGAUCCAUGCUGACAUCAAUGUGAUGGAAAACACUAUCAAACAAUCUGAGAAUGACCUAAACAAGCUGCUGGAGUCUACAAGGAGGCUGCAUGAUGAGUAUAAGCCACUGAAAGAACAUGUGGAUGCCCUGCGCAUGACUCUGGGCCUGCAGAGGCUUCCUGAUUUGUGUGAAGAAGAGGAGAAGCUUUCCUUGGAUUACUUUGAGAAGCAGAAAGCAGAAUGGCAGACGGAACCUCAGGAGCCCCCCAUCCCUGAGUCCCUGGCCGCUGCAGCCGCUGCCGCCCAACAGCUCCAAGUGGCUAGGAAGCAGGACACUCGGCAGACGGCCACCUUCAGGCAGCAGCCCCCUCCUAUGAAGGCCUGCUUGUCAUGUCACCAGCAAAUUCACCGGAAUGCACCUAUAUGCCCUCUAUGCAAGGCCAAGAGUCGGUCCCGGAACCCCAAAAAGCCGAAACGGAAGCAGGAUGAAUAAAGAAAGGGAGAGCACAUGAAGCAUUGCUAAUUAUAACCCCUCACCUUGACCAGAGUCAUUGAUGUCCUGAUGUGAAACAACCCUUGCCCAACCCCACGAAGUCUCCUAUUUAAUGUGAUGGAAGCACAACCCCUCUCUCACUUUGCUCCUAUUUCUUUCUGCUCUUGGGAUUUCCGGUUUAGGAAGAGAUGUGGUUCAGGUGCUAAACAGUGUGUCUGAUGAUCCCUUCUCUCCCACUCACAUUUCAACCCCUGCCCUUGUUUGGAGCUAAGGGAAGGGCAAAAGGCUCAGAUAUGAUUCUCUAUCUCUUGUGCCUGAGGCAUGGAGCCUAAGGAGCUAUAGGGUCUGAGGGGCAGAGGAGGCCCAUAUCUUAUUUCAGGUAAAGGACCCAGUAUUUCGCCUCCUUGUACUUUUGCCUUAGGUUCUGAAGGGACAAUAGUCUUCAUGUUGGAUUCUCCAACAGGCUGGGUGCAUGUAUCCCCCUACUCCUACCCUCAUCUCAUCCUUAAGGCCCAGAGGUAGCCUGGACAAGCCCUCCUUUUCAUAAUCAUUUGGGAGGCCUGGUUGUAAUUCUUUAGCUUGCUCCACUUCUGUCUCCCAGAUAUACUAAAAUUCUUAGGUACUAGGCUGUGUGUCUUGGGAUCUUAAGAUCAGUGAACCUUUCCCCAAUAUCUAGUCUUUGCAAAUUCUAGUAGAAGAUUCCACAGUGAAAUCAGUGAGCCAGACCAACUCUACAUCUCCUGCGUAACCUACUGCCUAAGUCAUUAGGGCUAAGGGCUGGGCUGUAGGGGCUUCCUUAGGCUGAGAGGGUCCCCAGGCUGACAUCUGUGUUGGCUUUUGGUCAGAACCAUUACUCUGGCACAUGCUCAAUGGUAUAUUGCAGGGAGGAGAGGAGUAGAUUUAGAUUAGAGUAAAUGCCAAUCAUUUUACAUAUGAAGGUGGGUGGGACUUUCCUUCCAUUCAUCCCUUGCUGUCUUGGGUCUGACUUUUUCUGUAGCCUCAGCUCAGGACAGCUGCUGGCCACUCCUGUCCUGUGGGUUGUGCAGGUGGCCUUUCCUCCCAAAAGAAAAGGCAUCAGGCUCUCCAAGCCCCACAGCUCUCCUUUCCACCAAAGCCAGGUUUCCUGGUAAGGUUACUGGAAGAUAAGGGAUGGGGAUGGGGGUUGAAUGACAAAAAAUUUUAGCCCUAGGUCUCAGUCCCUGGCUGGGGAGGGGGAUAUUUUUCCUUCCUUGAGUAGUUUUACAUUGCCACAGUGUGUAUGUGUUCAUAAUAUAAAAUGUUCCUCUGCUCUUUGAAAGUAAGAGUGUUGUGUCUGUACAAAUCCUUUUAACAUGCAUUGAUUGGAGUAAAUUCUGAGUAUCUACUGUGUAUUGGAUAAUACAAAAGAUGUAAUGUCAUUUA
This is a messenger RNA of Piliocolobus tephrosceles (Ugandan red Colobus), 2217 nucleotides long. RefSeq names its product zinc finger C4H2-type containing (gene ZC4H2). The record is from RefSeq and is a predicted model, not a curated record. Gene Ontology annotation, biological process: positive regulation of neuron differentiation. Gene Ontology annotation, cellular component: nucleus. The coding region runs from base 142 to 816 and encodes 224 amino acids. The transcript is spliced from 5 exons. Lineage: Eukaryota; Metazoa; Chordata; Mammalia; Primates; Cercopithecidae.